AUGACACUCAAAGACGGUACCUACGCCAUUUCUAGCAUCCUCCCUACCAACCCGGUCCUUGAUAUUGCCGGUCCCAACCCCUUUGCCAACCCCCUCGCCGGUAUUAUCUGUUUCACAAAAAAGACUAUCGAGCCCCAGAGCCAACAGUGGCAGGUAACCACUCUUCGCCCGGGUGUCUAUAGUCUACAAUAUAUCAUUGGCCCCUGCUGGAUUACUGCUCCCGUCGACGGUGGCGUUGCGCAAGUUGACACGUCUAGAUAUGACCCCAACCUGGCGACUCGUUGGAAUAUUUCCGAGGCCGACCCGAGUUCUGGCAACUACCUGAUUGAGAGCGUACAGUUUCCCGGCCGCGUUAUAGACCUUGAUCAUGCCAGCCACGCUGACAAUAUUACUGCUCUUCUGUAUCCAUACCACAAACAAAAGAAUCAACUGUGGCAGUUUACUCCUGUGGAAAUAAACUUCUAG
This is a messenger RNA of Trichoderma atroviride IMI 206040, 465 nucleotides long. RefSeq lists its product as uncharacterized. NCBI's taxonomy places the organism in Eukaryota, Fungi, Ascomycota, Sordariomycetes, Hypocreales, Hypocreaceae. The record is from RefSeq and is a predicted model, not a curated record.